GCCAGCAUACGGAAGUGUAAUUGGUGACAGGUGGGAAUGUUUGAGUUGGGAGAGCUGUAGUUUUAACUUUGUUUAGGAGGUUACUGUUUAUAGUAGUAUGCGGGCUGUUAAUAUGUUGAGGUGGUUUAAAUGCGAUGCAGUGUCUUUGUUUGUGGUGUUUCCGGGGUUACGCUGUCGUUUUUGGUCUUCAGGUACUGACUCCAUGCAUGAGAGACAGAAACAGCUCAUGGCUCGAGGACUUCCAAAGCAGAAGCCCAUCGCAGGUGUGAAGAAGGUGAUUGUUGUGGCAUCUGGCAAGGGAGGUGUUGGGAAGUCAACAACAGCAGUGAAUUUGGCACUUGCUUUGUCAGUAAAUGAUACGACAAAAACAGUUGGAUUGCUUGAUGCUGAUAUUUAUGGACCUUCCAUUCCCAGAAUGAUGAAUUUGAAAGGAAAUCCAGAACUAACAGACAAAAACCUUAUGAGGCCUCUUCUGAACUAUGGUAUUGCUUGCAUGUCAAUGGGUUUUUUGGUGGAAGAGACAGCACCUGUUGUUUGGCGGGGAUUAAUGGUCAUGUCAGCCAUAGAAAAGCUGUUAAGACAGGUGGACUGGGGACAUUUGGAUUACUUGGUAAUAGACAUGCCACCAGGGACUGGAGACGUACAGCUAUCCAUUUCACAGAAUAUUCCAAUUUCAGGGGCAGUGAUAGUGUCUACACCACAGGACAUAGCUCUUUUGGAUGCGCACAAAGGAGCCGAGAUGUUCCGGAAGAUCAAUGUGCCUGUGUUGGGUCUUGUCCAGAAUAUGAGCGUGUUCCAGUGUCCCAAGUGUAAACACAAAACUCAUAUAUUUGGUUCUGACGGUACAAGAACCCUAGCAAAACACCUUGGACUAGAAGUGCUUGGAGAUGUUCCAUUGCACAUCAGAAUAAGGGAAACCUCAGAUCAAGGAACUCCAAUUGUAAUUGCAGAGGCAGAAAGUGAAGAGGCUCAAGCUUACGUAUCACUUGCUGCUGAAGUAGUGAAACGACUCUCAUCCUUUCCAGCAUGAGUACUAGGAGGGGAUAUGUUAUGAGAAGCAAUUACAUACAAAGACUGAUAAAUCAAUGAAUGGCAGUAAGCACAGUUACAUCACUGUCUCGAUUCAAGUAGGCAUGGCUCUCCAUCCUCUUUCAUAAAACAUAACGGGCAGAUGAGAUAUCAAUGAAAUAACUAAGGCCUGAAUGAUGAUCUUGAAGCUUUCUAAUUUACAGCAGUAGAACAUGUUUUAAAUGGUUUGUUGUAUUUAUUAAUUAUAAAGGCCUGUCACAAACUAGACCAUUAGAAAAGGACGCUGUACUCAGUACUUUGGUAGCUGUCAUUGCAGCACAUGCAGAUAUUUUGAUAAAUUCAGUGCUAAAAAGCAUUUUUGAAUUUACAGAUCAUAUUUAAACGUUGUGAAGUAUUUAUCCAUAUUGCAGUGCGUGAAACAGCAUCUAGUGUUUGACAUAAUUACCUUUAUGAUGAUUCUUAUGCUAUGUGAAGGCUGUUGUCUGAUAAUACUCUUGUAUUUUGGGUUGUGCACUCUUUUUGUUACUAUUCUGCUGGCCUUUUUAAAUUUCAGAGUUAUACUGUAUUCUUGACUGUGCAGAAUAUGAGAUUGUGUUAGCUAAUAUUACAUCUCCUUCCUGUAUGUAUUAAUUGAGGUUAUAAAGAAAGUUCAAAGGCAAACCUGUUUUCUAUUUACCUUUAAAGUCUUGAGAAGCAUUUUUGCUUCUUGGACUGCACUGUAUUUCCCUGACCAAAUCGCACAGGACUGUAAGUCGUUGUUGAGACAUUGCUCUUAGGUGUAUGGAUGUUAACCAGGCAUACCGUCCAGGACACUUAAUGAGCUCUUCCCAAAUUGCCAGUUGCCCCAAAACACUGUCUAGUAAAGUGACUUCCUCAAGGUCAUACAGUAUGCAAAUGAAGGCUGAGGAAUUUACUUCCUGUACCACAGGAUGUAGCUCAUUAACAGCUCGCAGGUUUUGUAGAAUUGGAUAGCUAGUGCUUCAUUUCUGGAGACUUUUUCCCCUGAAUAAACAUAGUAGCAUUCUGUUUUCUUUCACCCCUGCCAUUUCAUUGUGCUCUUGUCUGUCCACCUCAUGUGUGUUCAACAUAAGAUGCCUUUUUGCUUUACCUCAUUUCCCCUCUGUCCAUACCUCUCAAGUGUACCUCAUUACGAAGAACAUACCUCAUUUGGGGUCUUAAAAGUUCAUGUUCCUCGAAGUUCCUCAAAGUU
Messenger RNA from Protopterus annectens (West African lungfish), 2239 nucleotides. RefSeq names its product nucleotide binding protein like (gene NUBPL). Bases 98 to 1030 code for a protein of 310 amino acids. Gene Ontology annotation, cellular component: mitochondrion. NCBI's taxonomy places the organism in Eukaryota, Metazoa, Chordata, Ceratodontiformes, Protopteridae. Gene Ontology annotation, molecular function: 4 iron, 4 sulfur cluster binding; ATP binding; ATP-dependent FeS chaperone activity. The record is from RefSeq and is a predicted model, not a curated record. The transcript has 11 exons. Gene Ontology annotation, biological process: iron-sulfur cluster assembly; mitochondrial respiratory chain complex I assembly.